Molecule: messenger RNA, 1345 nt
Organism: Durio zibethinus
Lineage: Eukaryota; Viridiplantae; Streptophyta; Magnoliopsida; Malvales; Malvaceae
Source: RefSeq, a predicted model, not a curated record
AGCGAUCCCAAAGAGAACCCCACAGUUGCCAGUUGCCACGUCCCCUAGAGACCUACUCCGCGUGGAUCUUAAACAGCCCAGUCGGCAACCACGUAUCAGGCGUAAAGACAACUUGCACCGAAUGCUUUAGCUUGCUGCUAAAUUCACUACUUAAGGCAUCCCUAGGUGACGAACAGCCCAGUCCUUCCAUUGACGUGUAUCAUUGAAGUUUUGCUCGUGCAUGUGUAUCCUUUCUUCAUAAAUCAAUUGCAUGCAAUUCAUUUGUCUGUCACCCCCAAACGGAUGGUUAAUUGUUUCUCUAGCUAGAAAUCAACCCAAGAGUUGUCCUCUAUAGUCUAUACCGUUCUAGAACCUCAUCAAAAGAAGAAACCUCCUUAAAAGACCCAAAACCGCUUCAGUUUUCACGCAUCUAACUCACUAUAAAAGCCCACCCAAGGCAGCAUUCCCUUCACAGCCAAUAAAAGAAGUUGCUACUACCGCAGAGAAUACCAAUCUUACAUCUCUUUUUCUGCCUGCAAGAAAGAAAAGAAAUUUCGGCAGAGAGAAGAUGGAUUGGAGAGUCAUGGGAUCUGAUCCAUCCAUCAUUGACACCCUCCAUGAGCUCCUUGACUUCCCUGACGAGGCCGACAAGUCCCAGCCCCAUCCCUCUCGCGCCUACAUCCGGGACGCAAAAGCAAUGGCAGCGACGCCAGCUGACGUGAAAGACUGCCUUAAUUCAUACGUGGUUGUAAUUGACAUGCCAGGGCUCAAACCAGACCAGUUGAAGGUCCAAGUUGAAGAGGACAACUUGCUGGUGGUGAGUGGAGAGAGGAAGAGGGAGAAAGAGAAAGAUCAGGGCGUGAAGUACAUAAAGAUGGAGAGGAGGCUCGGCAAGUAUCUAAAGAAGUUUCAGCUCCCAGAAAAUGCUGAUACUGAAAAGAUAUCAGCUUCGUAUCUAGACGGAGUCUUGAUUGUGACUGUGGAGAAGAAGCCACCACCAGAGCCCAAGAAGCCCAAGACGGUUGAAGUGCAAGUGAGUUAAGAGGUCAGAAACUAUGCUCCUACAGCGUAGUUGAAGGUUCAAAUAAGAGCAGCUUGAGACUGUGCAGGCUUGCUUGGUGAGGUGUAAGAAAGUGAGGAUGUGAGUUUGUUGUCUUUUGUGUUUUUGGUGCCGGGGACUCUAGAGAGCUUUGGAGGAGUGGACUGGUUCUGUUCUUUCAAUACAGUUCUCGUAAUGUCUGUGAACAGUGUUUAUGAAAAUAUAUGGAAAAAAAAAAAAACUUGCUUUAAUCAUAUGUGUACAAAAAUGAUCUUGAAAUUUAACUCCUUACUCUUACUUUUUAGGGGAAAAAACAUGCUAAUACCG